This is a messenger RNA of Venustampulla echinocandica, 2055 nucleotides long. RefSeq lists its product as uncharacterized. Bases 1 to 2055 code for a protein of 684 amino acids. The transcript has 7 exons. Gene Ontology annotation, biological process: DNA-templated transcription. NCBI's taxonomy places the organism in Eukaryota, Fungi, Ascomycota, Leotiomycetes, Helotiales, Pleuroascaceae. The record is from RefSeq and is a predicted model, not a curated record. Gene Ontology annotation, molecular function: DNA binding; zinc ion binding.
AUGGAUUCUCGAGUUUCUUGCCUACGAGAACGUCAGAAGCCAGAGCGAAGGUCUCGAGAAGCAUUCCCUAAAGAGGUCUCGGAAGCCAUAAAUGAGAUCAAAGAACGUAUAACGACUCUGGAAAGCUCAGUUAGCGAUUUGAUCGCCCUCACAACUAAAUCUAUCAUAGAUCCCCACAAUACCAAGACGGCCCCUCGAAAGAGAACUCGUAUGGAAGCCUUCGGUGGAGAUCCUUAUCAGUACGAGUCACCUCGUGGAUCGAAUUUUGCUUACAUUUCAGCUACCGCCGAAUCGCAUGUUACUCCCCCCUUUUCUGCUUAUGAAGCUCAGACGAUGAUUCAAGAAGAGUUAACUCGUGCUCCCGGCUUGAGUGCAAAAAAGCAGGCUGCCUUUCAGUCUGCGUUAUCCUCUCUCAAGCAAAGUUUGAAUACAUCAAUGAUUGACCAUGAUCCCUCAAGCGAAAGAAAUUUGGAACAGGACCUAGAAAACCUGUCAAUCCCACAUAUAACCUUGAUACAGUGGAUGUUGCAGUCUGAUGAUUCCGGUAGAUCGGUAUGCUCCAACGAGUUCAUGCCACUUACAUCGCGGAAGACGAUCGCUCGGAUGGCUCAAGAUAUUCUCAAUAAACCUACGAAUCACUCCAGCCCUGCUAACUUGAUAUGCGUUGCCGCGUAUGCUGGGUAUUUCUUGCAGGAGAUCGUUCUCUCAGGACACGGCGACAGCACAGGUUUGGAAGAACAGCUACGUCUCCAAGCACUAGACUACUUUUCAACGGCACGAACCACAGUCUCACGCAUUCUUCUGCAAGCCUCACCAAGCCUCGAGAAUCUUCAGGGGUUCCUCUAUGGUAAUAUGCUUGCGCAAGAAGCUGGCGAUUUUUCGGCAGCCUGGCUCCUCACAGAAGCUGCUAGUACUAUGUGCCUUGACAUGAAACUCCACAAAAAGGGCAAUACCUUCGAAAAUGGCCCUCGUGACAUAGCAAUCGAGGCAUACUACUGCUUCGCUAUCUGCUACAAGAACGACAAGGGUUUAGCGAUGAAUCUUGACCGUCCAGCCUUUCUGCAGGACUCCAUAAUUGAAAUUGACCUACUCAAACCACCGACUACGACAUCAGUUAUCCUUGACAACUUCACCAUUUAUCUCCAGCUUGCGCAGGUCCAAAGCUGCAUUGCCACCGAAUUACGGCUAGCUAACGGAGCGAGUCGACGCGCGGCCCUCAUGUCGAAUCUACUGGCCAAGAUGAAUCAAAUCUGGAAGCUAAAUACAGAAUUACAAAAUCAAAUGAAACAGAUAGGCGAUAAGUACGACUCGGAGAUGGAGUCAGCUAUGGUGGACUUUGCAUACUACUCGGUGAAGACAGUACUGUUCCACUCCGGGGCAGAACGAUUGCGUCCGGAAUAUAACCAAGCGUAUUUGGAUGCCGCACGAUCUGCAUUGAAUGCCGUUCAAAGAGCCCGGGAACUUUCUUACUCGUCACAGUAUAAUAGUGCCUAUAUGCAAAAUUCCUUUGCACAUUGGACAAUCCUCCAUUAUCCUUUCACACCCUUCUUCGUCUUAUUCUGCAAUGUUAUCUCAAGCCGCUCUACACCAGACUACAAUAUCAUGCUACAGUUUGUUGCAUAUCUUGAAGAAGCAAAAGAAAUUAGCAUCUCCGUUGCAAAACUUUACAAACUGUGUAUCCCAUUCUCCUCAUUAGCUUCUAGCAUCUUGAGUUCGGAGGACUGCACCACACCAUUAGAACCCAACAACCUAUCGAACAGUGGUAAGGGAAUGGUACCAUUUAACCGGAACGCUUCUAGCAACGGACCGAUUAUACGAAGCCAAUCCCCUCCUCCUCACCCGAUCGUGGCAUACGAUUCUCCCGCUCUAUUACAGUCGGAAUUUAACGUUACGCCCCAGUCAAUUCCAAGCUUAGGCCAGGACCUUAAUAGCGAUCUCUGUAGCAACAAUUUCCUUGAUGACUUUAUGAAUACACAGCCUAUGCUACAAUGGCUGGAUUCGGAUUUCUCAGCGUUGGAAGAAGUAUGGGCUGCGGCUGGGGAUACACACUACUAG